AUGAACGUCCUGUAUAAUAGUUACGUGCAGAGUGCGUAUUUAAUAGCCGAGAUGAAUAUUCUAAAUAGCAGUUGCAAGGAGAAAUGGAAUAUGAUGGAUCUCAUAAAAAGUGUUAAGAAUGAACAAACAUAUGGCAUAUCAAGACUACACAAAUUUUCAUGGCUUAACUUAUUUUUUCUUUUUAUUCCAUUUACAUUAGUGUACAAUCAUGUGAUAAAACUAGUCCUUUGUGUUGUUAUUUUGUUAUACAUUAAGUAUAUACUUAAUAAUUUUUUUCUUUUUCUGUACAAAAAUAAUAUACAACGAUUUAAUGAAUUAAUAAAGCUCUUGUACAUACAAGCAUAUACAGAGAAUAAUCAACAGGAUAAAGAAAAAUUAGAAUUCCUUAUAGAUGAUUUAUAUUGUAGAAUACAUAAAAUGGCAGAAUCCAUAUUGAAGUUUUACUUUUUUUUUAUGCAAAAUUUAUUUUUUUAUUUUAUGGUGUCAAAUGAUAUCAUCAUUAGUACGAAUCAAUACAGUACUACUUACAAGAGCAUUAAAAAAUUAUUUCAUUUGAAAAAAUUUUACUUUCAUUUGUUUGUUGUAUUGAUGGAGAUUGAAUUAAAAAGAGAUGUUUCGGAAGAAGAUGAAGAAGAAGAAGAAAAAAAAAAAAAAAAAAAAAAAAGUCUUUAUAAAAACAUAAGGAAUGUAUUCAAAUCAAAAUACCUAAAAGAGUAUGAACUGAUGAGAGAAAAUGAAACUAAUUUUUGUCUUUUUUCUCUGCAUCAAUGUUUUAAAUCAUAUGGCAUCAUAACAAUAUUAAUGAUGAUAAGACGUUUAUUUUGCUUUCUACACUUAUUCCUUUUUACCAUAAUAUCAGUAUAUUAUUUAAUAAAGACCUACUUAGUCUUAUCUUCAUAUAUAAAUGUAAUAAAAAAAAAAAAAAAAAAAUUAUUACCCUUAAGGGGGGUCAGUCAAAAGGACUACUCGAAGUAUUCAUCCAGGGAUGAAGAAACAAUAAUUUCUUUUGUGAUAGACUCUUUAAUAUUGUUACAUGACUGUGUCCACGAUGGUAUGGAUUGUCAAUAUGUUUAUGAAACAGUAGAGCAUAAAUUGCGCAGCUCGUUAAGCAUCUUAAAAUCAUUAAGAAGGGAAAUAGCUGAAAGGGGGGUAGCCAAAGGGAUGCAGGCAAAAGGAGUAGAUGCAAAAGGAGUGGAUGCAAAUGGGGUGGAUGCAAAAGGAGUGGAUGCAAAUAGGGUGGAUGAAAAAGGAGUGGAUGCAAAAGGAGUAGAUGCAAAUGGGGGGGAUGCAAAUGGGGUGGAUGCAAACAGAGUAGCCGAAAAAACCUUUAAUGUAAGCACCUCAGGUGGGGGAAAAAAAAAUGAUGCCAACGAACAGAGCAAUGAAAAUAUUAUAUCCACUCCCAUAACUUGUGGUAAAGAUGUGCACAUAAUGGGAGACCAGUUAAUCGAAACUGCUUCUUCCAUACGAAAUAAUGAAAAAAGGAAAAUUUCAACAUAUGAAGUGUACUAUUAUUCACAUAAGGAAGUCCAAAGUAAUAUACAAGAUGAUAACUAUGAAGAACUUCACAAUGCUAAAAGAAACAAGUAUGCAUCUGGUAAAUACUCUAAUAGAAUUGCAGCUGCAAACAACCCAUUAUUCUUUCAGGAUAAAGGAAACAAUGAAAAGAAACUCAUGUAUAAAGAUGAAAAGUAUGUUUCUUUGCACAACAACGAAAAGGAUAGUGAUUUAUGUAUUUACAAUUUGCUAAGCGAGUUAAAAGACACAUUCAAAAAUGAUAAAAAGUAUAUUUAUGUUAACAGAGAGUUAUGUUAUGAUAAUAAAAAAAAGGACUUCACUAUAAAAAGCGUUUUAUAUAACCAAACUAACACGUUGACAUGUAGCCAAACUCUCACAUCAGGGGGAUAUGCUGGAUGUACAAAAUGGGCUAGUAGUUGUCAGCAAAAGGAUAUUGUUAAAUAUGAUAAUGUAAAUACACAAAUCCAACAGGGAAUAAAAAAUAUAGGUACAUUACAUAACAGAAUUAUAUCAAAUAAUAUUAAUCAAGAUAAAGAUAAAAAUAAAAAUGAGGAAACUUCUAACUGGGACUGUUUAAAACCAAUGGAUGAUAUUUCCUCCUUCAGACAAAGAAUUGCUGCAUCCUUGUUUCGAUCGAAGGCCCCUCCGGCGUGA
Plasmodium malariae is the source of this 2172-nucleotide messenger RNA. RefSeq names its product conserved Plasmodium protein, unknown function. Lineage: Eukaryota; Apicomplexa; Aconoidasida; Haemosporida; Plasmodiidae. The record is from RefSeq and is a predicted model, not a curated record. Bases 1 to 2172 code for a protein of 723 amino acids. The transcript has a single exon.